GAUAGUGGCGUCUCUAUCGGCGUCUUUAACAAUUGAUAUUUCUUUCCUGGGGGGUAUUCAGGGGUAUCUAAGAAGACUUUAUUUUUUAGCAAGCGGCAUUGGCUCAGGAUCGUCUCCAAUCGUCUUUUAAGGUAGCGGAAAGCACGUUUAUGUAAUUUCUGCUAGCCGGUCUUUACGAUCCCGUCCGCUCUAACGGAUUUUAGUUAAGACUUUUUAUUGAAGAAGUUAAGUAAUCCCGUAGUGAAAAAUAAUCAUGGGCGUGGAUGUCGAGAUUCUUAUUCACGGUGAUGGCCAAACUUAUCCCAAAACAGGACAAACCGUAGUUGUUCACUACACAGGUACCUUAAGCAAUGGAAAGGUAUUUGACUCUAGCAGGGAUCGUGGAAAACCAUUUAAAUUUAGAAUUGGUAAAGGAGAGGUAAUUAAAGGUUGGGAUCAAGGUGUGGCUCAAAUGUGUGUUGGAGAACGUGCAAGGCUAACAUGUUCACCAGACUUCGCUUAUGGCAGUCGAGGACACCCUGGAGUUAUUCCACCUAAUUCCGUUCUUAUCUUCGACGUAGAGCUGCUGAAGGUGGAGCCUUAGGAUACUCUACAGAGUCUAUUUGUACCGACCAAACACCUAAAUAUCUGAAAACUAAACAAAAAACGCUUUGAAAUUAAUUACGUUAAGUAGUCAUUGUACAGACGGCACUUUGUACACAAUAAUUCAAUCGCUCAUAUUUUUACAAAAAAACACAUGUGUAAUUUAUCUCUUUUUCUUUCUCUCUUUCUGAUUAUAGUUUACAUUAAAAAUAUUAACGAAAGAAAAAUAAAAUAAAGGAAUUAAUAAAGACUAAAAUAAUACUUACACUAUAUGAAUUCUAUAAAUAUAUAUUAAGAUUAUAUGUAACUAUACGCGGUUUAAUUAUUUUAACACUACUUAACUUGUGUAGUUUGCUUCGAGAUGUUCCUGCAAUGAGCGAUUGAAUAAUUAAAUCUUAAAACAUUUGAAAAGUAAUCUACAAUCUGUGUUCAUUCCACUUACUUAGCAUUUGGUAAAUAAUCAUUUGCAUAUUUUGUACAAAAAUUUAUAAUAUCACACCAAGUGUAAUUGUACUAACGAUGUAAUAGUCCUAAAUAUUUACAUUUUAAAAUUCAAUAAAAAAUUGAACUUACUGAAUAA
This is a messenger RNA of Polistes canadensis, 1162 nucleotides long. It is a transcript of the gene Fkbp12, whose product is annotated as peptidyl-prolyl cis-trans isomerase FKBP1A. The transcript is spliced from 4 exons. The coding region runs from base 254 to 583 and encodes 109 amino acids. NCBI's taxonomy places the organism in Eukaryota, Metazoa, Arthropoda, Insecta, Hymenoptera, Vespidae. The record is from RefSeq and is a predicted model, not a curated record. Gene Ontology annotation, molecular function: peptidyl-prolyl cis-trans isomerase activity.